AUUCAGUCCCACUCUGAUUCACUCUAUCGGCGUGUGUUUGUGGGGACGGGUAGUUGGAGUAAGAAGUCGCCGGGCGGCAGUGCAUCUCAAACGCUUUUUGGGAUAGAAACGCCGCUGAAAUUUGCACCACAGACUGAAGAAACGACCCCCGGUGACGACUUCUGUGAAAUUAUUCAACGCACCGACUGCGCCACACGCACAACCAACAAACGCAGCCAGGCUAUCAGGCUAUCAAAUGUUAGCCAGCUAGCAUCCCUGAAAACUGACGGGAUCAAGGUGUUGAUAGCUAGCCUCCCAGCUCCAUUAGCUAGCAUCCUUCUGCCGUAGCAUCAUUAGCUUGAUUUUCCUUCUCGCGCACGUCAGGACUUCACCAUUGCUCGUGGCGGUGCCUUUCAGCUUGCGGGCACCAAAUCCCACAUCCACACAAAAAAAGACAACUAGCUGUUUCUACCUAACGGCAGCUACUGCUGGAAAAGACAACGUCUGCGUUGCAUUAGUUGGCACCAUCACACCCAUCUCCCCAACCCCUUCACCUCUGCCCCUCUCCCUCCACCCGAAACACUGGAAAUCCACAAGCGGCCGGAGAGCGGCGAAGGGCCGGCGAAGCUGGGGGUGCCACCGUUACCGGACUCGCCGGGAGUCGUAACGGCUACAGACAAGCUCAACUGUGGGGACCUGUCGACAAGUAUGGACGGGCUGGCCGUGGAAGUUCGCGGCUCGAAUGGGGCCUUCUACAAGGGUUACAUCAAAGAUGUCCACGAAGACUCGCUCACAAUUGUUUUUGAAAACAACUGGCAGCCAGAGAGACAGUUGCCCUUCAGCGACGUGCGGUUGCCUCCUCCGGCCGACUACCACAAGGAAAUCGGCGAAGGAGAGGAGGUGGAGGUUUACUCGAGGGCCAACGAACAGGAGCCAUGUGGCUGGUGGCUGGCCCGAGUCCGAAUGAUGAAGGGAGAGUUCUACGUGAUUGAGUACGCGGCAUGCGACGCCACAUACAACGAGAUUGUCACGGCAGAGCGCAUCAGGCCCCUCAAUCCAAACAGCCCUUCCUCUCGAAACUCCUUCCACAAGGUCCCCAUCCCUGUCCCCGAAGACCUGAGGGACAUCUGUGAAAAUGACAACAUUCACAAAGAGUUCAGGAAAGCUAUCGGAGCCAACUGCAUCUUCUACAGCGCCCAAACACACGAACUCAUUGUGCUGUCUACAAAUGAAACCACAGUAAAGCGUGCGACUCUUCUGAGUGACAUGCAUUUCCGCAGCAUCCGUACCAAGCUUAUGCUAAUGUCCCGCAACGAAGAAGCCACCAAACAUUUGGAGACAAGUAAGCAGUUAGCGUCGGCAUACCAGGAGGAGGUGAGGGUCAGGGAGGACCUGAUGGGCCUGGCCAUCGGCUCCCACGGUGCCAACAUCCAGCAGGCGCGGAAGGUACCUGGUGUCACGGCGAUUGAGUUGGAGGAGGAGAGCUGCACGUUCAGGAUCUACGGAGAGUCCCCAGAGGCAGUAAAACAGGCUAGAGAGUAUCUUGAGUUCACAGAAGACUACUUUCAGGUACCCAGGAACCUCGUAGGCAAAGUCAUCGGCAAGAACGGCAAAGUCAUUCAGGAGAUUGUGGACAAGUCGGGCGUCGUCCGCGUCAGGAUUGAGGGAGACAACGACAAAAAGCUUCCCCGUGAGGAGGUAGGCAGGCAGGGGGCAGGCAGGGACGACACUGCCAGCAGCAAAGAGGGCAUGGUUCCCUUCGUGUUUGUGGGAACUAAAGAGAACAUCAGCAAUGCUCAGGCUCUGUUGGAGUACCACGUGUCCUAUCUCCAGGAAGUGGAGCAGCUGCGCCUAGAGCGUCUCCAGAUUGACGAGCAGCUCCGUCAGAUUGGGGUCGGGUACCGCGCGCCCCCUAGUCGAACCGGGGGCCCUGGUGUUGAACGGGAGAAAGGCUACCUGACAGAUGACAGCAGCAACUCGCUCCACACCUCUCGCACCUAUGGGGGCCGCGGCAGAGGGCGUAGGCCCUCCAACAGCCAGUACUCUGGAUAUGGCACAAACUCUGAACUGUCCAAUGCCUCCGAGUCCGAGGACCUUGGCGAGCGAGACCAGAGGCCCCGUGGCAUAGGCGGCGACGAGAGAGGCUCCCGACGGGGGGGCAGGGGCCGAGGCUCUAACCCAGGACGAGGCCGCGGAGGGCCAGCAUCCAAGCCUUCCAACUCCAUCAGCGCAGUGCUGAGGGACCCAGACAGUAACCCAUACUCCCUGCUGGAGGGUGAGGGCGAGCUGGCCGACGCAGACGUCAGCGAAGGCAUGGGAGGAGAUCGCCGCAGACGCUCCCGACGCCGCCGCAACGACCAGGAGCCCAGCGUGAUGGACGCUGCCGCCGAGUCGGACGGCCAGGCCGGCCCCAGCGAGAACGGCCUGGAUGAAGAAGCGCGACCUCAGCGCCGCAACCGAAGCCGCCGCCGCCGUAACCGUGGCAACCGCCCCGAGGGAGGUUCAGCAAGCCGUGACAGACAGCCCGCUGAAAGUGUGACUGUUGCUGACUACAUAUCCCGUGCCGAGUCCCAGAGCAGACAGAACCUGCCCCAGAAGGAAAACCACGCUGGCCCCGAGCCCAAGGAGAACGGGACCAGCGCCACAAAGGACGAGCGAACACCCUCCAAGGGUUCCCCCAGCAAAGGCAAGACCGCGGCCAGCGAGACCCUGACCUUGGUCAACGGGGUCUCGUAAAGAGACGGCCCCAGUCCCUCGCGAACCCAAGUCUAGAGCAAGACUCCAUGGCAAACUCUGUCCCUGCUUGCAUUAACUUAAACCUUAAACAGAUGAGUGAAAAAGUACCUGACAAAAUACCUGAAAUCAUACUACGAGAGUGAAAAAGUACAAAAAAACGACAAACGCAUCUACUUAAAAACACACGUUAACGGUGUAUGCUAUCCUAUCUAUCAGUACUUAGUGCUUAUUUAAAAAAAA
This is a messenger RNA of Perca flavescens (yellow perch), 2955 nucleotides long. RefSeq names its product FMR1 autosomal homolog 2 (gene fxr2). Bases 688 to 2715 code for a protein of 675 amino acids. Gene Ontology annotation, molecular function: mRNA 3'-UTR binding; translation regulator activity. NCBI's taxonomy places the organism in Eukaryota, Metazoa, Chordata, Actinopteri, Perciformes, Percidae. Gene Ontology annotation, cellular component: cytoplasmic stress granule; neuron projection; nucleus. The record is from RefSeq and is a predicted model, not a curated record. The transcript has 17 exons. Gene Ontology annotation, biological process: regulation of translation at presynapse, modulating synaptic transmission; positive regulation of translation; positive regulation of long-term neuronal synaptic plasticity.